AUGGACCAAGGAGGUGGUGGUGGUGGCGGAGGUGAACAAGGAAAGUACCGGGGAGUUCGAAGACGGCCUUGGGGAAAAUACGCGGCAGAGAUACGAGAUUCGAGGAAGCACGGUGAACGUGUGUGGCUUGGAACGUUUGAUACCGCGGAGGAAGCGGCUAGAGCCUAUGACCAAGCCGCCUACUCCAUGAGAGGUCAAGCCGCGAUUUUGAAUUUCCCUCAUGAGUAUAACAUGGGGAGUGGUGGCUCUUCUGCAGCCACGGCGGCUGGAUCUUCAUCCUCCUCCGCUUCUUCAUCUUCUAGGCAAGUUUUCGAGUUUGAGUAUUUGGAUGAUAGUGUUUUGGAGGAACUCCUUGACGAUGGAGAGAAUCCUACUAAGAACAAAAGUAACAAGGGCAAAAAGAAGGUUCAUGGUUAUCCCUCUCCUCCGCUACCCUCCUCUGUCAAUUUUGAAGAAUUACUCGUAGCUCCCACUGCGGAGACUAUCACGGCUCUCCUCCUGCGUUUAUGGUUCUCGGUCUCGGUCUAUUGCCAGUUCCGUUUAUUUCGCCGGAUCUUGGUCUCCGAUGAUAUGUCGCCCUCAUCAGAAUCGUUCCAGGGUACUCUGCUUUACGUUAGAAUCUAUUUUGUUAGCUUCGCUUCCUUGAGAGGUGAAGAGAAAGAGCUUGAAGAUGCUCAUGGUACAAUUUGGGUUGGAGUCAUGGGAAGGAGAACCUUGAAUCCGGGAUGCUUGGCUGAACCAAAUACAUGA
This is a messenger RNA of Microthlaspi erraticum, 750 nucleotides long. The record is from the annotation of a GenBank genome assembly. NCBI's taxonomy places the organism in Eukaryota, Viridiplantae, Streptophyta, Magnoliopsida, Brassicales, Brassicaceae.